AUGGACUAUCAUUCCUGUCCACAAGGACACAUUGAAACAGUGAUCUUAGAAAGAGAGGAGGAGGCAAAGAGUUCUCUAGAGAAUGUUCGCCUAUUAAAAGGAAUGAUAAGUCAAAAUUCUGUGAGGGUGAUUUCUCGAGAGGCUGAAGUAAUAAAUGAUGAAAUGCUUCAAAGGAAAAGUUCUACAUUCUCCAUUAUACACCAUUCAAUGAGACUUUCAGACUUCCACAUGGAAACUUCCAGACUUCAACACCAUAAUAUGAAACAAGAAAAUGCUUCAGAAUUUUCAGGAUUUAUUCUUAUGGGAUUUUCAGAGGAACCAGAAAUGCAGCCCCUCAUCUUUAUGUUUUUUCUCUCCAUGUACCUGACCGCUGUUUUGGGGAACCUGCUGAUCAUCCUGGCUGUCAGCUCAGACCCCCACCUCCACACCCCCAUGUACUUCUUCCUGUCCAACCUGUCCUUUGUGGACAUCUGCUUCACCACCACCACCGUCCCAAAGUUGCUGGUAAACAUUCAGAUCCACAGCAAAAUCAUCACCUAUGAGGGCUGUAUCACACAGUUGUACUUUUUCAUAGUCUUUGUGUCCAUGGAUAUCUUACUCCUGACGGUGAUGGCCUAUGACCGCUUUGUGGCCAUCUGCCAUCCCCUGCACUACACGGUCAUCAUGAACCCUCAAUUCUGUCGACUGCUGGUUCUUGCAUCUUGGAUCUCCAGCCCCCUGAUUGCGUUGUUACACAGCUUAUUGGUGCUGCGAUUGAUGAGUCCAGGAAAUGAUUCAUCCAUUUCUGAAUUUCUCCUUCACGGUUUUUCAGAAGAACCCACACUUCAGACUCUCCUAUUUGUGAUUUUUCUCUCCAUGUACGUGGUCGCUGUGUUGGGGAACCUACUUAUCAUUGUGAUUAUCCUCGCAGACCCCCACCUCCACACCCCCAUGUACUUCUUCCUUUCCAACUUGUCCUUGGUCGACAUCUGCUUCACCUCUACCACGGUCCCCAAGCUACUGGUAAACGUCCAGACGCAGACCAAAGCAAUCACCUACGCAGGCUGCAUUGCCCAGAUGUACUUUGUCGUACACUUCUCUGUGUUGGACAUCUUACUCUUGACAGUGAUGGCCUAUGACCGUUAUGUGGCCAUCUGCCAUCCCCUCCACUACACUGUCAUCAUGAAUCCCCGGCUAUGUGCUCAGGUGGUGUUGGUGUUCUGGUUCUCAAGCGCCCUGCAUGCCUUGUUGCACAGCUUACUUUUGUUGCAAUUGUCCUUUUGCUCUGACUUGGAAAUCCCUCACUUUUUCUGUGAACUCAAACUGAUGGUCGAAGUCGCCUGCUCCGACAACUUCAUCAAUAGCGUGGUGAUUUACUUUGCAGCGGUGCUUGUGGGUUGUGGUAGUUUCGCUGGGAUUCUUUACUCCUACUGUAAGAUUGUUGCUUCCAUCCGUAGAAUCUCCUCAGCUGAGGGCAAGUUCAAAGCCUUUUCUACCUGUGCAUCUCACCUCUCUGUGGUUUUCUUAUUUUAUUGCACAAUCUUGGGAAUUUACCUGAACUCCGCUGCCCCCCACAGCUCACAGGGAAGUCCAACAGCUUCAGUGAUGUAUGCUGUGGUUGCACCUAUGCUGAACCCCUUCAUCUACAGCUUAAGAAAUCAAGAUAUUAAGAGAGCCCUGAGAGUAUUCGUUGUGAGAGGAGUUAUAAAAGGACGGUUGUCCUCAGACUGA
Sorex fumeus (smoky shrew) is the source of this 1710-nucleotide messenger RNA. RefSeq names its product olfactory receptor-like protein OLF4. Bases 1 to 1710 code for a protein of 569 amino acids. Gene Ontology annotation, cellular component: membrane. Gene Ontology annotation, biological process: G protein-coupled receptor signaling pathway. The record is from RefSeq and is a predicted model, not a curated record. NCBI's taxonomy places the organism in Eukaryota, Metazoa, Chordata, Mammalia, Eulipotyphla, Soricidae. The transcript is spliced from 5 exons. Gene Ontology annotation, molecular function: olfactory receptor activity; G protein-coupled receptor activity.